This is a messenger RNA of Aspergillus ibericus CBS 121593, 996 nucleotides long. RefSeq names its product NifU family protein. Gene Ontology annotation, molecular function: iron ion binding; iron-sulfur cluster binding. Bases 1 to 996 code for a protein of 331 amino acids. Gene Ontology annotation, biological process: iron-sulfur cluster assembly. Gene Ontology annotation, cellular component: mitochondrion. The record is from RefSeq and is a predicted model, not a curated record. The transcript has 3 exons. NCBI's taxonomy places the organism in Eukaryota, Fungi, Ascomycota, Eurotiomycetes, Eurotiales, Aspergillaceae.
AUGUCGGUCAGCUCGGCUUCCGGAAACAUGCUCAGACGCACCCUUUUUAGCGUCCGGUUGACGACGCAGCAACUGAGCGCCGCUGAGUGCUCCUCCCAGGUCGCCAGACCCGCGGUGUUUGGAUCCUAUAGAAGCGUCCACCGUUCGGCUCGAUUGCCCGCUAUCACUGCAUCUGAGGCUCGUCGUCGGCCGACCUUGAAGCCUCAUCAGCAUUCUACCGUGCAGGCUCGUGUGAACGGACCCUCGCCGUCGAGCAAGCGGACGAUAUUCAUUCAGACGGAAAACACUCCGAACCCUGAUGCAUUGAAAUUCAUCCCUAACCAUCGUGUCCUCCCCGAGGAUUUCCCGUCUACAUUCCUCGAGUACCUGUCACCCCGCUCUACCCUCGCUGCUCCGCACCCCUCUCCCUUGGCGGCGAGCCUGCUCAACGUCGACGGUGUCACCUCCGUGUUUUACGGACCUGAUUUCAUCACUGUGACCAAGGCGACCGACUCGAACUGGGCCCACAUCAAGCCCGAGAUCUUCAGUCUCAUCACCCAGGCGGUGACCUCGGGCGAAUCCAUUGUGAACACCAUCGCCAAGACCGGUGCUGAGCAUGGACAGGAGGGUGGCGAGUCGGAGUCUCUCAGCUAUGACGAAGAGGAGGACGAGGUCAUUGGCAUGAUCAAGGAGCUUUUGGACACAAGAAUCCGGCCCGCGAUCCAGGAGGACGGUGGUGACAUUGAGUUCCGGGGCUUCGAGAACGGUAUUGUCUUGCUCAAGCUACGCGGAGCUUGUCGGACUUGCGAUUCGAGUACCGUGACGCUGCGCAAUGGUAUCGAGUCUAUGCUGAUGCACUACAUCGAGGAGGUCCAAGGAGUCGAGCAAGUGCUGGACCAGGAAGAGGAGAUUUCGAUGCACGAGUUUGCCCGGUUUGAGGAAAAGCUGCGUCAACAGAAGGGCGCAGCCGCCACUGCGUCGACCGGUGGCAAGGGCACAUUGGAUUCGGCUCCUUAA